AUGGUCGUCAAGGUCGGCAUCAACGGCUUCGGUCGUAUUGGCAGAAUCGUCUUCCGAAAUGCCGUCGAGCAUAACGACGUCGAAAUUGUUGCCUGCAAUGAUCCCUUCAUUGAGCCCCACUACGCUGCGUACAUGCUCAAGUAUGACAGCACGCACGGCCAAUUCAAGGGAGACAUCAAAGUUGAUGGCAACAACCUCAUCAUCAAUGGCAAGACUGUCCGCUUCUACAUGGAGAAGGACCCGGCCAACAUCCCGUGGAGCGAGACUGGUGCAUACUACAUCGUCGAGUCGACUGGUGUUUUCACCACGACUGAGAAGGCUAAGGCCCAUAUCAAGGGCGGUGCUAAGAAGGUCGUCAUCUCUGCUCCCUCUGCUGAUGCCCCCAUGUUCGUCAUGGGUGUCAACCACGAGACAUACAAGUCGGACAUCGAGGUGCUCUCCAACGCCUCCUGCACAACCAACUGCUUAGCUCCGCUGGCCAAAGUCGUUCACGACAAGUUCACUAUCAUUGAGGGCUUGAUGACUACUAUCCACUCCUACACUGCUACCCAGAAAGUUGUCGACGGACCGUCCGCCAAGGACUGGCGUGGUGGACGUACUGCUGCGCAGAACAUCAUUCCUAGCAGCACCGGUGCCGCCAAGGCUGUUGGCAAGGUCAUCCCAGACCUUAAUGGCAAGCUCACUGGCAUGUCGAUGCGUGUCCCAACCGCAAACGUCUCCGUUGUCGACCUGACCUGCCGUAUUGAGAAGGGUGCUACUUAUGACGAGAUCAAGGCCGCCGUUAAGGAGGCUUCAGAGGGCGCGCUCCAGGGUAUCCUUGGAUACACCGAGGAUGACAUCGUCUCCACCGACUUGAUCGGCGACAACCGAUCCUCUAUCUUUGAUGCCAAGGCAGGAAUUUCCCUCAACAAGAAUUUCGUUAAGCUCGUUUCCUGGUACGACAACGAGUGGGGAUACUCCCGCCGUGUUCUCGACCUCCUCGUGUACAUUGCCAAGGUGGAUGGCAACGCUUAG
Molecule: messenger RNA, 1014 nt
Organism: Lindgomyces ingoldianus
Lineage: Eukaryota; Fungi; Ascomycota; Dothideomycetes; Pleosporales; Lindgomycetaceae
Product: glyceraldehyde-3-phosphate dehydrogenase
Exons: 5
Coding region: 1-1014 (337 amino acids)
Biological process (GO): glucose metabolic process
Molecular function (GO): NADP binding; NAD binding; oxidoreductase activity, acting on the aldehyde or oxo group of donors, NAD or NADP as acceptor
Source: RefSeq, a predicted model, not a curated record